Messenger RNA from Alligator sinensis (Chinese alligator), 2571 nucleotides. It is a transcript of the gene REXO5, whose product is annotated as RNA exonuclease 5. Gene Ontology annotation, molecular function: RNA binding; exonuclease activity. NCBI's taxonomy places the organism in Eukaryota, Metazoa, Chordata, Crocodylia, Alligatoridae. Gene Ontology annotation, cellular component: nucleus. Bases 1 to 2406 code for a protein of 801 amino acids. The record is from RefSeq and is a predicted model, not a curated record. The transcript has 20 exons.
AUGAGUGGAAUUUUUCCCAUUUCCUGCGUAUUACGGACGACACCGUUUCUGGAUCCCGUGUGUUGCAGCACCUCAGGGUGUGAACGAGAGCACACGAAGAGCGCUCGCGACCCAGCAGGCUGUAAUAUCCAAGUCAUCCCCGAGAAGAGGCCGGAGCCGGAGCGGGGCGGCCCGCGGGGGGCCAAGGAGAAGAAGGCACGCUUGUCAGCAGAAUUGUUUGGUGAGGACUGUAAAAUCAGCCAUGACCAGGUGUAUGAGUUCUUGAAGUACGCAGCUUUGGGAAAACAUCACAAUGCAGCUCAACCCAGCUGGUGUCAUAUUCAUCACCAAAGACGCCUGGCUCGGGUUGUGGUCAUUGUUCUACAUGAAGUGAGCCAGCUUCACUUCUACAGGUUCUAUUUACAGUUCAGACAUCUCAGAAAGUCAUUCCCGCAUAGAUUCAGUUUACCGCCUGAUUCAGCUAAUUUUAUAGCCAGCAUGUGCAGAGAAGGAGUGAGUGCAAAACACCAUAACAGUGCACAAGCGUCACCUCAUGUCUCCAAUGGACAUAUCCUUAAGAGCGCCAACUUGGAACGAGACCCCAUUGUUCAGAAAUAUGGAGAAGAAAAACAUGGUCUUACCACCUACACUCUAACGGUGCAAGAGAUGAAAGAAAAUAAUUAUCCUUUAGAAGGAUCGCCUGGGUGUCUACAUUUUGUCCACACUGAAUGCAACAGCCCAAGGACAGACAGCAGCCCCCUCUUUGGGUUGGAUUGUGAAAUGUGCCUCACUACGAAGGGGAACGAAGUCACCCGAGUCUCACUGGUGGAUGCACAGGGCCAAUGCCUCCUGGAUGAGUUUAUAAAACCUGAGACCCAGAUUCUGAACUACUUCACCAGGUACUCAGGAAUCACAAGGAAGAUUCUUCUUCCAGUGAAAACCAAACUUGCAGACGUCCAGGACAAACUAAAGAAAUUGCUUCCCCAUGAUGCAAUAUUGGUGGGUCACUCUUUAAAUGCUGAUCUCCAAGCUUUACAAAUGAUCCAUCCCAGUGUUAUUGACACUUCAUUGCUUUUUGCCAGAAGUGGAGGUCGAAGAUUCAAGUUAAAAUUCUUAGCAAAAGCUGUUUUAGGGAAGGAAAUUCAGUGUGAAAACAAGCUUGGUCAUGAUCCAACAGAAGAUGCUCAAGCUGCACUUGAACUGGCUCAGUACUUCAUUAAACAGGGGCCUUGCAAGGUAGAAGAACUAAACUUGGAGACACUGCUAAUUGCUCAAAAAGCAAGUGAGAUCUCACAACAGAAGUCCACCUUAUACCUACAGCUGAAUGGAGUCCAACAGCAAUCAAGCAAAGGUUCCAGCAUACCCCAGCUAUGUUUUUUAGAUUUUUUGCACUUGGCUGGCCAAAAAACCCUCCUUUUGGGUGGACGGGACCUAGCCUCCCCUGGUUCGUGUCAGAAUGGCCAGAGACCUUCAAACAAACAGAUUCUUCAGAGAGCCGUAGAAGAAGUUCCCCUGUCCUCCUUCAGUGUCGUUCAGUUUAGUUUGCGUUCAAAGCAUGUCGUACCUGCCCUCAUAGCUGAUAUUUGUGAAAAGAUGAAAAUCAAGCUGGGUGACUUGCUGACUCUUUAUGCAGGCCCAUUUGGUAAAGAUUUCUGCCUGAAGUCUGUAAAGAAAGAAUUUAAGAAGUAUGGUCCAAUUCGAUCACUGACUGUCAUCACUGAAACACACCAGCCCCACAUCUGUAUCCAGUAUGAAGUACUAGAGGCUGCCCAGCUUGCUCUAGAGAGUCUGAAUGGAGCCAAGAUUGCAGGAUCCUGCAUUAAGGUUCAGAGACCCGUCUCUGCAGUUACAUUAGAUUGCAACACCUUGAUAAAGGAGCUGGAAAUGGAUGUAGAAAAUGAAAGGGUGAUUUAUAUGGCAGGAGUAAAGAAAAGCCUAACAGAGACAGACUUGCAAGAAAAAUUGAGUCAACUGAAAGACCUGAAAGCUCUCUUCUUGCCUAGAGACCAUAAAAAUGGGAAGCGCCAAAGUUACUGUUUCUUGAAAUUCCAAACUGCAGAAAGUGCUUCAAGUGCACUCGAGGCUAUAAAGAGAUGGGCAACUAUGGGCAGCAAACUGAGAAGCAGAAGAGCUCUCACUCCUAGCCACCUCAACCAAUGGAUUAAUCACAUAGCUCACCAGGACACACAGUCGCUUCAGAAAAGAGAAAAUGUUCUAUACAUGAAAAAGAAGCAAGUCUCUACGUGUGAGCAAGACCUAAGGGAAAAACUGAAGAAGUUAGACUGCAGAAUCAAAAAGCUUUAUAGAAGCCUACAGAAUAAUACACUUUGUGUCGUUCUGCUGCCAGGCACGAACAGUGUACAGAGAUCACUAUCUGGCUUGGGCCUGAUGGGAAUAAAAGAUGAUGCCGGGAAGAGCACGUGCUAGACUGCCACAUUUUAGCAGCCUUUUGUUAAUGUUUUUAAUAACUUUAAAUAUUAAUGUCUUCAUGAUGAUCUUGUGCCUCAAGAACAAUAGGCUUCCCCCAUACAUUCUAUCAAGUCUAAAAAUAAAAGCUAUUCAAAACUGUUACAGCAGCAAAUGUUUUCCAUU